UUCCCAUUCAUUAUUGGCAUCUUAAAGCAUAUUUGAAAAAUGCAAGGAACGAUUUCUUGUACAAGGCACUAUCCUAUGAUCCCCGCAGCGGAAUCUCUACGGCCGAUGCCGCUUAGAACGCAGGGAGACGGUGAGAGCGUUCGGACGUUGGUGGAGGAGAACGCGGUUAUGGUGAUUGGACGAAAAGGAUGUUGUAUGUGCCUCGUUGUGAAGAGGCUGUUUUUUGGACUUGGAGUGAAUCCGGCGGUUCUUGAUAUCGAUGAGAAGAUGGAAGUGGAAGUAAUGAAUGAGCUAGAGAAGAUUGGCGUUCAAGGCGGCAGAGAAACGGUGAUGUUACCCGCGGUUUAUAUAGGAGGGAGGUUGUUUGGAGGGUUAGAUAGGGUUAUGGCAACUCAUAUUUCGGGUGAGUUGGUUCCAAUUCUUAAGGAGGUUGGAGCUUUGUGGUUGUGAAUAUAUUCAAAUGGAAUCUUAAACUUACGUUGAACCUUGAUAUGGUAAAUAGUUAUUCUGUUUUUCUACG
Molecule: messenger RNA, 520 nt
Organism: Raphanus sativus (radish)
Lineage: Eukaryota; Viridiplantae; Streptophyta; Magnoliopsida; Brassicales; Brassicaceae
Product: glutaredoxin-C9
Exons: 1
Coding region: 40-450 (136 amino acids)
Source: RefSeq, a predicted model, not a curated record